CAGAGAUCACUGCCAUGGCAGCUAUGGUGGUUUGCUUGACGAUCCUUUCCGUUCUAUUCAUUUCAUUGGUGUUCAAACUUGUGUUUGACACUAUCCACUGUUACAUUUUGAUCCCUAGACGCAUCAAGAACAUGAUGCAAAAACAAGGGGUUCGUGGCCCCAAACCCCGGAGAUUAACGGGUAAUAUCAUUGAGAUGGUUACUCUAACCUCCCAAUCCACCGUAAAUGAUAUGGACGGAGUCCACCACGACGUCGUUGGCCGCCUUCUGCCUCAUUACGUCAAGUGGUCUAACUCCUAUGGGAAAAGAUUUAUAUACUGGCACGGGAUUGAGCCAAGGAUGUGUUUGACAGAGAUAGAAUUGAUCAAAGAACUGAUGACGAAGCACCACCUUGUGACAGGCAAAUCAUGGCUGCAACAGCAAGGCUCAAAGCAUUUUACUGGUAAAGGUUUGUUAAUGGCCAAUGGCCAAGAAUGGUACCAUCAACGACAUAUUGCUGCUCCAGCAUUCAUGGGAGAUAAGCUUAAGAGUUAUUCAACACAUAUGGUGGAAUGCACUAAACACAUGCUUCAAUCACUGCUAAAUGAAGUGAAAUCUGGCCAAAACGAGUUCGAAAUCGGCGAAUACAUGACUAGACUCACUGCCGAUAUAAUCGCAAGAACCGAAUUCGAUACCAGUUAUGAAAAAGGCAAGCAAAUAUUCCAUCUUUUAACAUCUCUGCAACACCGUUGUGCUCAGGCCAGCAGGCACCUUUGCUUUCCCGGAAGCCGGUUUUUUCCGACUAAAUACAACAGAGAAAUAAAGGCAUUGAAAAUGGAGGUAGAGAGAUUACUAAUGGAGAUCAUACAAAGCCGAAAAGAUUGUAUGGAGAUAGGACGAAGCAGUUCGUAUGGGAAUGAUUUGUUAGGCAUAUUGCUGAAUGAGAUGGAAAAGGAGAGACGGGGAGGCAAAUUUAAGAUAAAUUUAGAGUUGAUAAUGGAUGAAUGUAAGACAUUCUUCUUUGCCGGCCAUGAAACAACAGCUCUUUUACUUACGUGGACUGUCAUGUUAUUGGCCACUAACCCUCAUUGGCAACAAAAGGUUCGAGACGAGGUGAAUAAGGUCUGCGAUGGUGGAGUCCCCUCUCUUGAUCAACUCCCCAAACUCACUCUGCUACAAAUGGUUAUAAAUGAGUCACUGAGACUAUAUCCACCAGCAACAGUGCUGCCUCGAAUGGCUUUCCAAGACAUAAAGUUAGGGGACCUGCUUAUCCCCAAGGGACUAUCCUUAUGGAUACCGGUGCUGGCCAUCCAUCACAGUGAAGAAUUAUGGGGACAAGAUGCCAAUGAAUUCAAUCCAGAGAGGUUUAAUUCGAGACCCUUUGCAGCCGGUCGCCAUUUCAUACCCUUCGCUGCUGGCCCACGGAAUUGUAUUGGCCAAUCUUUCGCAAUUAUGGAAGCGAAGAUCAUCUUAGCGAUGUUGAUUUCUCGGUUUAGCUUCACGAUUUCGGAGCGUUAUCGACAUGCUCCGGUUGUGGUCAUGACAAUAAAGCCUAAAUAUGGAGUACAAGUGUAUUUGAAGCCAUUGGAGGAUCCUUCCAACUGAAAACGUACUGAAUUUGAGGUGGAAAUUUUUUGAGUUUGAAUAGAAUCACAUUAAAGCUUAUAUUUGAUGCGUUAACAGUUUAUAUAUUCAUAUAUUAUCAACAAAUCAGAUGCUGCCAUAUCAUUUUUUUUAAAAUAAAUACAAAUUCAUUUUUUCUGGCAUGGCAUUAUUUGAUUUAUUGAUAACAUAUGAAUUUAUAAACUAUUCUUACGUCAAAUAUAAAUAUUUAUAUUGUUGCAGGAUUUUUUUCAAGACAGUAGUGAUGAGAAAUCCAAUUCUGGACUUCAA
Messenger RNA from Gossypium raimondii (Peruvian cotton), 1871 nucleotides. Its product is annotated as cytokinin hydroxylase. The record is from RefSeq and is a predicted model, not a curated record. The coding region runs from base 15 to 1583 and encodes 522 amino acids. NCBI's taxonomy places the organism in Eukaryota, Viridiplantae, Streptophyta, Magnoliopsida, Malvales, Malvaceae. Gene Ontology annotation, molecular function: oxidoreductase activity, acting on paired donors, with incorporation or reduction of molecular oxygen; monooxygenase activity; heme binding. The transcript has 5 exons.